AUGGCAAAAGCUCCAGCAGUUGGUAUUGAUUUGGGUACCACGUACUCCUGCGUUGGUGUCUGGCAGCACGGCAAAGUUGAGAUCAUCGCCAAUGAUCAAGGUAACAGAACAACACCAAGUUAUGUUGCCUUCACCGAUACAGAACGUCUCAUUGGCGAUGCCGCCAAGAACCAGGUAGCUAUGAACCCCAGCAACACAGUCUUCGACGCGAAACGACUUAUUGGCCGCAAAUUUGACGAUCCCAAGAUUCAGCAAGACAUAAAACACUGGCCAUUCAAAGUUGUCAACGAUGGCGGCAAACCCAAGAUCCAAGUUGAGUUCAAAGGAGAAACCAAGACCUUCGCUCCAGAAGAAGUCAGUUCAAUGGUGCUAACAAAAAUGAAAGAAAUUGCAGAAGCCUAUCUGGGCGGCACAGUGAAGGAUGCGGUUAUCACAGUCCCAGCAUACUUCAACGAUUCACAAAGACAAGCAACCAAAGAUGCCGGUGCCAUUGCAGGAUUGAAUGUGCUCAGGAUCAUCAAUGAACCCACAGCAGCUGCGCUUGCUUAUGGUCUCGACAAGAACCUGAAAGGUGAGAAGAAUGUGCUCAUCUUCGACUUGGGUGGCGGUACCUUUGACGUAUCCAUCCUGACCAUCGAUGAAGGCUCCUUAUUUGAAGUAAAGUCCACUGCAGGUGACACUCAUCUGGGUGGUGAAGACUUUGACAACAGGCUAGUCAACCACUUUGCAGACGAAUUCAAGAGGAAAUUCAAGAAAGAUCUCAGAUCAAACCCAAGGGCAAUCCGAAGAUUGAGGACGGCAGCUGAAAGAGCCAAACGCACAUUGUCGUCUAGCACAGAAGCUACAUUAGAAAUCGAUGCCCUCUUCGAUGGCAUUGAUUUCUACACAAAAAUCAGCAGGGCUCGAUUUGAAGAAAUGUGCUCAGAUUUGUUCCGUUCGACACUGCAACCUGUUGAGAAAGCCUUAAACGAUGCCAAACUGGAUAAGGGACAGAUCCAUGACGUCGUGCUGGUAGGAGGCUCUACUCGUAUCCCGAAGAUCCAGCAACUUCUCCAGAACUUCUUCAACGGCAAACAGCUCAAUCUGUCCAUCAACCCAGAUGAAGCCGUUGCCUAUGGUGCUGCUGUACAAGCAGCUGUCCUCACUGGCUCUACAGACUCCAAGAUUCAAGAUGUUCUACUGGUGGACGUCGCUCCUCUAUCCUUGGGUAUCGAAACCGCUGGUGGUGUCAUGACCAAGAUCAUCGAACGCAACUCGAGGAUUCCUUGCAAGCAGACGCAAACCUUUACCACCUAUUCCGACAACCAGCCUGCCGUUACCAUCCAAGUCUACGAAGGUGAAAGAGCCAUGACCAAAGACAACAACCUUCUGGGCACUUUUGAUCUCACGGGUAUACCUCCAGCACCUCGUGGAGUACCAAAGAUUGAAGUUACCUUCGACAUGGACGCUAAUGGUAUUCUGAACGUCUCGGCCAAAGACAACAGCUCAGGAAAUGUCCGCAACAUCACUAUCAAGAACGACAAAGGAAGGUUGUCCCAGAAAGACAUCGACAGAAUGUUGGCCGAAGCUGAAAGAUAUAAAGAAGAUGAUGAAAAACAGCGACAGAGGGUUGCCGCCAAGAACAAACUCGAAGCGUACAUCUUCCAACUCAAACAAGCAGUACAGGACUGUGGAGACAAACUGCCUUCAGAGGAUAAAGAAACAGUUGAGAGAGAGUGUGAAUCUAGUCUGAAAUGGUUGGACAGCAACAGCUUAGCAGAAAAGGAAGAGUUCGAAGACAAAGAGAAAGAACUGACCAGGAUAUGCAGUCCGAUCAUGUCCAAACUAUACGGCGGAGGAGCAGCUGGUGGCAUGCCGGGUGGCUGCGGACAACAAGCAGGAGGAUUUCCAGGACAACAGAGCCAAGGACCAACAGUUGAUGAAGUUGAUUAA
Molecule: messenger RNA, 1932 nt
Organism: Acanthoscelides obtectus
Lineage: Eukaryota; Metazoa; Arthropoda; Insecta; Coleoptera; Chrysomelidae
Source: the annotation of a GenBank genome assembly